AUGCUGCCCUCAGGAGAUCUUCUGAAAUUACAUGUUCAAAGCGAGGCUGAGAAAUUUCUUAAACCUUGGUGGGAUGUAGUUACCGAUUAUCUAACCCUUGUUUUGGUUAUGGUCACUGUCGUUUGUGCCGUGGUUGGUCUCUACGCACCUGGUCCUGUGUGCAUACCUGUCGUACGCUGCCCGGCACAAAACUCUUCACUAAGCAAGAUAGCAACUUGUGCUAUAAUUCGCAACCCAUCGCAAAACGGAGGAAAUUCGGUAGAUUUUGCUACAGUUGCAGUCCAGUUUACCAAUCAAAAUAUGUUUCAUUAUAUCAACUCGGAAUGCAGUGAGAAUAUUUUUUGGAUGAUUAGAUUUUUUCCAAACGUGUUGAUAGUCAUGGUUGGUUGUUGUUUGAUCUGUAGUGUUGCUUGGUUUGUCAUAAAAUCACCAAUACUGGAACUAUUUAUUGAUUUGCUAUGUCAAUGUUACCAACUCGCUUCAACAAUGAACAACUCAACUUCUACAGAGCCCGAUAUUUCAGAAGGUGCUAGUACUUCACAAGAAUUACGCACUACUUUAAAAACAAAAACUACUCCAGAACAACAUGCAAAACCAGUAGAAUGUGCUACCGCAGAAGACAGAAAUCGAGUAAAAACAAAGUUGCAGAAAUUUGUGCAGGACUUUGAGAAAAAUGAUACUACUAAGUGUCAAACUUUCUUCAGCAUAAAGCAUUUUUAUAUCAUAAUAUCUGUCGUUCAAGCAAUGGUCGUUGUCGUGUCAUUCAGCAUAUUGGUAUGGUUAAUGGACGAAAAGAUGAACAGACAAUAUGAAUGCAACAUUGAUGAAAUCAUUUCUGGUUUGGUCUACGAUCACUUCGUCUGCUCAUAUUCAAUCAUCAAGUUUUAUUUAUUCGGUGCAGGAGUCGUUUCGAGCAUUAUUGCCGUCCAUACGGUUUUAAGCUUUUUGAAACUAGUAUCAACAAUAUCACUAAAAUGGGUUUUAGAAACUGAACAGUUCGAAAGAAUAAACAAUUUGAACAUAAAGUCGCUAGAUUUGAAGUUUUUGCUAAACUUAGUAGCAUUAAGUAAUCCGGCGUAUUUGAAGCCAUUUUGUGAAAUGUACGAAGAAAUAAACAGCAACAAAGAAAUGAACAGCAGCUACCAGCAACGGCAUAGAUUGUUAAAAGAAAAUUGA
Molecule: messenger RNA, 1176 nt
Organism: Paramuricea clavata
Lineage: Eukaryota; Metazoa; Cnidaria; Anthozoa; Malacalcyonacea; Plexauridae
Source: the annotation of a GenBank genome assembly